AGAAACCUGUUUGGGAAGCUGUAGCACUUUGCAUUCAUUACUUACAGGGCAUCAGACAAGUGCUUGGUGCCUUGCCAGGGCCCAGCCCUUGGUGGUUGUGGAAGGGCUGAGCAGGGCAGCUCAAGUGCUGGGAAAAAUGUCCCUGCCCAAGCAGCUCGCUCUGAAUCAGCUCACCUGGCCCUGACACGCAGUGCUGGGCACUCCGUUCUCCUGGCUACGAUCUGUUGAUGCUUCUCUGCGUUCCUUGCAGUUGGCAGUGCUUCCGUGCUGUGCUGCUCCCCAUGGCUCUGCUCUGUGCUGCCUUUCAGCCAAGCAGCUGCCUCUCUUUGCCAUUUUGGUCUCACAGAUUUCAGGAGAUGGAGGCUUUAUCUAGAGAAACCUCAGGGGUGUUGUCUGCCCUGCGUGUCUCCCGUUCUGUGCUUUGUGGCCCCCUAUGGCAGCAGUGCUGGUCUUGGUCAGCUCUGUGUUUUCACGUCCCUCUGUUUUGGCUUUGUUUUGCACUGCUCCACUUCUGCAGAAACCCGCAGAGGUGGUUAUGUGGUUGGACACGUCCAAGCUCAGCCAGGAGCCUGUGAGCAAGCGGACAAGAAGCCAGAUGGGCAGGUUGUGAAAGGAGGAACCGAGACUGAUGCACAGGGGCCGAGUUGCCUCUGGCCAGCUGCAAAUGAAUGACACUGGUCCUCCCAGCCCGUGACUCACACGAGCCACAGUGCAGGAGCUGCAGCCUUCAGCCCUGAGACACAGAGGGCUGAGCGCUGAGGCCCCAGGUGUCUUCCCCACUCCCCUUCCAUGCGGCUUUUUCAGUGAGUGCAGCAGCCCUCGGUGUCUGGCGCCCAGGAGGAUGUGCUGCCUUGCAUCCCCGGCUUGCCGAAAGCAGGGCUCAGGGAGAGGCUUUGUCUGCAGGGCCUCCCCGCCGCUCCCCGGACUGCUCGGUGCCUUUAGACUCAUCCAGAGAGGAGACAUCUAUGGGGACAGGCAGGCUGCGCUCGGCCAGCCUCAUCCUGCUGUCCUUGUGCCUGGCAGGGAGGAGCAGCAGCUUGACUGGAUGGGUGUUCACAGAGCCCUGGCUCCAUGCUAGCGCUGGAGAUUCCGUCCUGCUGCGCUGCCUCUUCCAAGACCCAGAGGCCACGGGCUGGACGGUGACCAAAGUGGACUGGCUGCGUGUGCCAGUGGCUGGCAAACAGAAGGAGGAGAUGGUAUUUUAUUACUACAGCAACUCUAGUGUCCCUGUGGGCCGUUUCCAAGACCGGGUGCGGUGGCAGGGGGACGUCUCGUGCUGGGAUGGCUCUAUCCAGCUGCAGGACGUGCAGGUGAAUGACAGUGGCAGGUACACGUGUGAGAUCCGUCUGUUUCAGCACGGCAGCAUCUUCAAGAACCACACGAUGCUGCGUGUCAGCCCUGCAACACAGAGAGAUAGAGGAGCAGAAAGUGCUCAAGUCCAGGGGCGCACUGGAGUUUGGGCUGUGACCGUGUGCUGCAGCGCCGUGGCCGUGGUGCUGGCUUUCCUGGCAGGACUCAACCUGAGGAAGAGGUCUGCAGCCACCACGGCCCUGGAGAGAGCCAGAAAUGAUGGCAGCAAGGACAAAGCCAAGGAAGGGCUUUACUCUUCGAUCCCUGAAGCUGAGGUGCCUAAGGCUGAUCAGGAUGCAGGGAAGAAGAGGAGAGCUGAGGAGACCUACAUCACCAUGCAUCCCUCCAUCCUCCAUGAGAAUGGCAUCUAUGUGGAGCUGGCCAGGGGGGUGAUCCCAGCAGAGUGGAUGGCAGAAGGCAGACGGGAUGGUGGGCACAGCGAGCAGCCCUACAGCCAACCCCAGCAGGAACUUCCUCAUGUCCCAGAGAGGGGGAAAUAGCCACACUGGGGCUGUAAACCCCUUAGCCAGCAGCUACAUGCAAGACUUCUUUGCUCCUUCGGCUAGUCCCUGUUAAGCUGCUGUCAGCCCUUCACUGAUAUCUCCAUCCUGAACUGCUGCUGGGACAUGGCUUACCUGGCAUCUGCAAGGUGACCUGGGGAGGUGUCCCCUUUGGGUCCCUUCUCCCUGGUCCUCAGAAAGGGAUGCAGAGGGCAUAGUCCCCACUUCCCAGCACUUUUUCCCCCGACCAGCUCCAGGACUGGAAAUAAUGAGGAGAGCCUGG
This is a messenger RNA of Lagopus leucura (white-tailed ptarmigan), 2133 nucleotides long. Its product is annotated as junctional adhesion molecule-like. The transcript is spliced from 6 exons. Gene Ontology annotation, cellular component: membrane. Lineage: Eukaryota; Metazoa; Chordata; Aves; Galliformes; Phasianidae. The coding region runs from base 966 to 1850 and encodes 294 amino acids. The record is from RefSeq and is a predicted model, not a curated record.